Messenger RNA from Paramecium tetraurelia, 1093 nucleotides. RefSeq lists its product as uncharacterized. Gene Ontology annotation, molecular function: L-malate dehydrogenase (NAD+) activity. Lineage: Eukaryota; Ciliophora; Oligohymenophorea; Peniculida; Parameciidae. Gene Ontology annotation, biological process: tricarboxylic acid cycle; malate metabolic process; oxaloacetate metabolic process. The transcript has 3 exons. The record is from RefSeq and is a predicted model, not a curated record.
AUGGACUCAUCAGCUACAACCAGACGUCUUCAACAUCUCUCAAGACAUUUCAAAGCUUCCAAUAUAACCACUCCUCCAGUUAGAGUUACUGUCACAGGCGCUGCUGGAAAUAUUGGAUAUGCACUUGUCCAUAUGAUUGGUUAAGGUAGACUUCUUGGACCAAAUUAAUAAAUCAUUUUAACUCUCCUUGAAUUGCCCAUGGCCAAGGAUCAAUUGGAAGGCACAAUGAUGGAACUCAGAGACUGUGCUUUCCCCAUCUUGAAGGAAAUCAGAGGAACAACCCAAUAUGAUUAAGGCUUCAUGGGUUGUGAAAUUGCUAUCUUGGUUGGUGCAAAACCAAGAGGACCAGGCAUGGAAAGAAAGGACUUGUUAGCUGCUAAUGCUCGUAUCUUCAAGGAGUAAGGAGAGGCAUUAGAAAAAUACGCUAGCAAAAAUGUUAAGGUUUUGGUUGUAGGAAAUCCUGCAAAUACCAAUGCCUUAAUUACGGCUUAAUUUGCACCAAGCAUACCAAAAUCUAACUUCACAGCACUCACUCGUCUAGAUUAAAAUAGAGCUCAAUCCAUCAUUGCCUAAAGGGUCAGUGCCAAUGUUGAGGAUGUUAGAAACAUUAUCAUCUGGGGUAAUCAUAGCACUACUCAAUUUGCUGAUGUCAGUCAAGCAACUGUGUAAUAGAAUGGAAUUUCAUAAACUGUUCGAGGACUUGUGGCUGAUGAUGCUUGGCUCUAAAAGGCAUUCGUUGAAUAGGUGGCCAAGAGAGGUGGAGCCAUUAUUGAAAAGAGAAAGGCAUCCUCAGCUGCAUCUGCUGCAAGUGCUGUUUGUGAUCAUAUUCAUGAUUGGCUCAUUGGAACUGAUAAUGGGACAUUUGUUUCCAUGGGAGUCGUUACAGAUGGAAAGUUAUAUGGAAUCAAAGAAUAAGUUUGUUUUUCAUUCCCAUGCAUUUGCAAAGAUGGAAACGUCAAAGUUGUUGAAGGUUUGAAAUGGGAUCAAUUCCAAUAGUCGAUGAUUGACAAAACUUUGAAAGAGUUGUUAGAAGAAAAAGAAAUGGCUUUUUCUGUUGUUGUUACAAAAUGAAUUAUAAAAUAGUUCAGUAUAU